Messenger RNA from Lethenteron reissneri (Far Eastern brook lamprey), 3278 nucleotides. Its product is annotated as general vesicular transport factor p115-like. Lineage: Eukaryota; Metazoa; Chordata; Hyperoartia; Petromyzontiformes; Petromyzontidae. The record is from RefSeq and is a predicted model, not a curated record. Gene Ontology annotation, molecular function: protein binding. Gene Ontology annotation, biological process: endoplasmic reticulum to Golgi vesicle-mediated transport; transcytosis; intracellular protein transport. Gene Ontology annotation, cellular component: ER to Golgi transport vesicle membrane; Golgi stack; cytoplasm.
CCACUACUCCAGUGAGUGACGUCACGCGGCCUGCAGGGAGUAGGAAGGCCGCGCGUUCCGCCGUGCCGCUCGCCGCAUCUCCCUCGUCCCCCCUCCCCGCGUCGCCAUGAAUUUCCUCCGCGGUGUCAUGGGCGGACAGGCCGCGGGGCCGCAGCCCACGGGCGCCGAGACGGUGCAGAAGUUAUGUGACCGUGUCGCGUCCUCCACACUGAUCGAGGACCGGAGGGGUGCCGUGAGGGCUCUCAAAUCGCUCUCCAAGAAGUACCGCAUGGAGGUCGGCACGCAAGGCAUGGAACACCUUCUGCACGUCCUGCAGACUGACCGGUCCGACGCGGAGAUCACGGCCUUCGCGUUGGACACGCUGUGCAACAUCGUCUCGAACGACGUGGGCGAGGAAGAAGAGGAACAGCACCACCAGCAGCAGCAACAGCAGCAGAAGACGGCCCCAGAGGAGGACCUGGGCGCCCAGUUCACCGACGUCAUCAUCCAGAAGCAGGAGAACGUGUCGCUGCUGCUCUCCUUCCUUGAGGAGUUUGAGUUCCACGUGCGAUGGGCGGCUGUGAAGCUGCUCACGGUACUCCUGAAGAACCGAGGACCGGCCGUGCACCAGAUCAUCCUCGUCACGCCCACAGGAGUGUCGCGCAUGAUGGACCUGCUGGUGGACACCAGGGAGGUGAUCCGAAAUGACGGGCUGCUCCUGCUGCAGCAGCUGACCAAGGGGAAUGCGGCGAUCCAGAAGAUCGUGGCCUUCGAGAACGCCUUCGAGAGGCUGCUCGACAUCGUCUCCGAGGAGGGGCACAGCGACGGAGGGAUCGUGGUGGAGGACUGCCUGCUGCUCCUGCAGAACCUACUCAAGAACAACAACUCCAACCAGAACUUCUUCAAGGAGGGCUCCUACGUGCAGCGCAUGAAACCCUGGUUCGAGGUGACCGAGGAGAGCGCUGGCUGGUCGGCGCAGAAGGUCACCAACCUGCACCUCAUGCUGCAGCUUGUGCGGACGCUGGUGUCUCCGGCGAAUCCGGCGGGCGCCGUGGCGGCGUGCCAGAAGGCCAUGUUCCAGUGCGGCCUCCUCCAGCAGCUGUGCGCCAUCCUCAUGGCCACCGGCGUCCCGGCGGACAUACUCACCGAGACGAUCAACACGGUGUCGGAGGUGAUCCGAGGGUGCCAGACGAACCAGGAGUACUUUGCGGCGGUCAGCGCUCCCUCCACGCCGCCGAGGCCGGCGCUGGUGGUGCUGCUCAUGUCGAUGGUGAAUGAGCGUCAGCCGUUUGUACUGCGCUGCGCCGUGCUCUACUGCUUCCAGAGCUUCCUCUACCGCAACCCGGGGGGGCAGGGCCAGAUCGUUGCCACGCUGCUCCCCUCCACCAUCGACGCCAGCGCCAUCUCGGCGGGACAGCUGCUGUGCGGGGGCCUGUUCUCGGGCGACGCUCUCUCCAACUGGUGCGCCGCGGUGGCGCUGGCGCACGCCCUCAUCGGCAACGCCGCCCAGAAGGAGCAGCUGCUGCGGGUGCAGCUUGCCACGUCGCUGGGCAACCCGCCCGUGUCGCUGCUGCAGCAGUGCACCAGCAUCCUGUCGCAGGGCGACAAGCUGGUGAGACGGGGCAACAAGGUGCAGACGCGCGUGGGCCUGCUCAUCCUGCUCUGCACGUGGCUCACGGACUGCCCCAUCGCAGUCACGCACUUCCUGCACAACCCCGCCAAUGUGCCUUUCCUCACGGGACAGAUCUCUGAGAACCUGGGCGAGGAGGAGCAGCUGGUGCAGGGUUUGUCGGCGCUGCUCAUUGGCAUCUGCAUCUUCUACAACGACAACUCUCUCGACAGCCACACGAGGCCGAAGCUGAAGCAGCUUGUGGAGAAGCGAAUCGGCAAGGAGAAUUUCCUGGAGAAGCUGUCGGCCGUCUCCAAGCACGACCUCUACUCCAAGGCGUCGCAGAAGCCCCAGCCGGCGUUCCCCGGGCCCGAGCAGGUGUUCUUCGACCACGAGUUCACGCAGAUGGUCCGCGAGAUUGAGGGCUCCAUCGUGAAGGCCGUGCAGAAGUCAGCGGAGGAGGACCGCAAGGAGGAGGAGGUGCACAAGGCCAUGCAGCAGCACGACAGCGUCAUGGCGCAGUACAAGGAGCUCAUUCGCGAGCAGGACACUCAGAUUGGGGAGUUGAAGAAACAGGUGGCGUCGCUGGGCAUGCAGCUGGAGCAGGCACAGGCCACCGUGAGCCAGCAGGCAGCGCACGUGCAGCAGCUCAAGGACCAGUACAACCUGCUCAAGGUUCAGGCCGGCAAGGACGGGCCGCAGGCCGCUCACGUGGAGGUGAACGGGCUGGGCGCCGCCGGGGCCGACGGGGACGAGGCCGCCGAGCAGCUGCAGAGGCUGCGCGCCGAGCUGGAGGAGCAGAGGACGCGUGCCGCUCACGCCCUCGGCCUGCUCGCCGAGAGGGAGGCACAGCUCAGCGCGCUGAAGUCGGGGGUCGCUGUGUCGGGAGCCAGCGACCACGCGGACGCCCCCAGCGACCAGGAGGUGGAGGCCCUAAGGAGCCGGGUGUCGGCCCAGGAGAAGGAGCUGGAGCAGCUGAAGGGCGAGCGGAGUGACCUGCAGGAGCGACUUCAAGCCGCAGAUGCGCGGGCGUUUGCCCCCGGACUGGCGCUGGCCCCUGGCGACGGCGACGCGGCGAGUGGUGGCGCCGCGGCGAAGCUGGAGGAGCUGGAGUCGCGCGCCUCCGCUCUCGAGCAGGAGCACGAGCAGCUCCAGGACACGGUGCGGCUGCUCACGGAGGAGAAGCUGGCGCUGGCGGAGAGCGCGGGCGAGACCGCGCGCCUGCGCCAGGAGGUGGUGCGCCUCAACAAGGAGGCGGGCGACACGAGGAAGGAGCAGGACGACCUGCUGGUGCUGCUCGCCGACCAGGACCAGAAGAUCAUCGCGCUCAAGGGCCGCCUGCGCGAGCUGGGACACGCGGUGGAGAACGACGAGGACGACGACGACGAUGAAGAUGACGACAUCUCGGAGGGCGGAGACGACGAGGGUGCGGGGGCCGACUCCCCGGAUGAGUAGAGAGGUCGAGCUGCACGGUGCCGCGUCGCCGGCGACCCCGCCCCACACACACGGAGAGAGAGGAGCGACGGUGCAACCGUGACCAGGAGGACGUCGCACAUCCCCCAGCCACCUUCCUCUCGCUUCCCAGCCCCCUGCCUUCGACGUCCCACUCCCCGCCUUAAUCUUCCGCUCGCUCCCUUACCUUCAUCUCCAACUCUAAUCUCCCACCCUCCCCCACCCCCCCACCUUUGUC